This is a messenger RNA of Dentiscutata erythropus, 1206 nucleotides long. Lineage: Eukaryota; Fungi; Glomeromycota; Glomeromycetes; Diversisporales; Gigasporaceae. The record is from the annotation of a GenBank genome assembly.
AUGAAAAAUAUUCGAGAAGAAUUGAUAACCUGUCUGAUUAACGAUAUUUAUACAAAUGCUCAAGGUGAUGAUUGGAAUGAAAUUUAUGAAGAGCUUAUAUAUUCAUUAGAGAAUAGUACUAUAUUAAAUGAAGAAGAAAAAAAAUUUGCCAUAAAAGAAUCUACUUGGGAUAAAAAUUUUUUUAAUCUGAAUAAGAAGGGUCCAAAAUAUAUUUGCUCAACAUGUGAAAAACCUGGGUACACUGUCAAUGAUUGUGAGCAUUGUUUGAGAGAUUGUUUAAGAAAAGAUUUCAGUAAUUGGACUUCAAACAGUCCAAAAAUUGAUGAAGCAAUUCAAGAUGCACAAAUACAAAUGCCUUUACCGCGUGCACUGACUGAAUGGAUACCAUAUAUUCAUCUCGAACAUAUUGAAUUCCUCAAGCAAGGAGGAUGCUCAUCUAUUUAUACAGCUACUUGGACAAAUGGACUUAUUACUUCGUUUGAUAAAAAGAAGCAAAUGUUCGAACGAACUCCAAAUAUCUCAAUCGUUUUAAAAUAUCUUAAAGGAUCGGCCACGAAUAAUGAACGAUUUUUAAAUGAGCUCAAAACUCAUAUAAUGCUUGCCUCAAAAGGUUAUUUAGUAGUGGAUUGCUAUGGAAUAACAAGAGAUCCUCUAACAAAAGAUUUUAUAUUAGUGUUGAAAAAAUUGGACGGAGAUUUGCGAGAUUACAUUUUCAAAAAUCAUAAAUCUUUGACUUGGAAAGAUAUUUACAGAUUGCUUUCAUAUUUAUUCUACGCCCUUAAAUUUAUACAUCAUGAUGGGAUUGUACAUAAGGAUCUUCACUGCGGGAAUUUUAUGUAUAAAAAUGGUGGUUGGGCAUUAGUUGAUUUAGGUGGUGCACCUCCAUUUUACGACCUAGAUCAUGGCAGUAACUUAUUGCUUUAUAUUUGCGAUGGAAUGCGACCAACAAUCCCCGAGACAGCGCCUCAAUUUUACAAGAAUAUCAUGAAACAAUGCUGGGAUGCAGAUCCACUGAAACGUCCAAAAUCAGAAGAAUUAUAUAAUCUGUUUGAAGAAAGACUUAAAGAAAGUCCAGAAACUAUAGAUGAAUUGAAGACUCUUGUGUUUAAGGAUUUUGUAAUCACAGAUCCAUUAGGAGAUCUCAAUAAUAUAGCUUUAGGCGAACAAUUAGGUAUAUUACUUCUUUUAACUCAAUUAACCCGUUAA